GUGAAAGUCUGACGGUGACGUACACACGCAAACGCGAAAAGAAAGACCCUCCAUCAUCACCCACGUCGAUGCCGCUUUGAAAGGUCGACUGUAAGCCAGGGGGAAUACAAAAGUAGGAAAGUGUUCAUUACAAACAUGCCGCACACUUUAUCGCCAGCUAGUCAGACGCCCUGUGAGACGUGCGCGUAGGGCCGCUAACCAAACCCGCAGCUAAGCUACUGCUGCUACUGUCUUGCCUCCACCUCCAUCAACAAAGCUUCUAGCUAGCUUGGACUUAACCGUUUCUCCAAGCCAUAACCUGCACUCGGUUUGUCCCCUUUCCCCUACAUUUGUCAAUUUACUUUGCAAACAUUCGUGCAGGCGUAAUGGCCUUCCGGAGGAGCUGGUUCAGUUGGGACCGGUACAGCGAGGUGGAUCUCUUCACCGACCGCUUCGACCAGAACAGCACCCUUUCCCAGGCCAUCAGAGCCGCAGCAUCCGAGGAGCCGGACGCCGAUGGCAACGUGCUCUUCGGCCAAAUACAGGGCACUGUUGUCGGCCUCAAAUAUUACAGCGGGGUGGUCAACCAAGGCGAAAUGGUCGGUUUGGUGCGUGAGCCCCACAAUCCGUACGACCGCAACGCCGUCAUGGUCGCCAACAUUUACGGCAGUCAAGUGGGGCACAUCAAGCGGGAGCUGGCGGCCGCCAUGGCCAACAUAAUGGACAACAAGCUGGCUAAAGUGGAAGGGGUGGUGCACUCUGGGUCAAAAAACAGAUUUUCCAUGCCGGUCAUGUUGUCCUUCUGGGGGAAAGAGGAGAACAAAAGUGGGGUGACUCAGUGUUUGGCACGCCACGGGUAUAAACUCAAUACAGGUGCAAGUCAGAAGCCAUACAGCUUUGGUGCUGGGAUGGCAUCAAAUAAAAGAGGCGUGACUGUCCCGCUCACGGCAGAGGAGCUGAAGAACGCCUUCGACAACCUCUUCGAAGGCUUACUGGAAAGUAAAGAUGGUGAAAAAGAAGCAGCUGAAUCUGUGGCCACGCCCCUCAUGCCCCACCAGAGGCAGGCGCUGUCCUGGAUGUGUGCUCGCGAGAACAAGUGCGCCCUCCCGCCCUUCUGGGAGAAGCGAGGCGAGCUGUACUACAACACCCUGACGUGUUUCUCCGCCAAGGAAAUCCCAGAGAGGGUCCUCGGGGGGAUACUGGCGGACGACAUGGGACUGGGGAAAACGCUGACAACCAUCGCGCUGAUUCUCACCAACUUCCACGAAGGAAAGCCACUUCCUGUGUACAAGCGUGUGGAGCAGUCUUGGCCUGGAAAAGGUGACGGAGCCGGGCCGAGUGGCACAGCAGCUCACUGUCGACGCUUUGACCCGACCCACAUGGAGCAGCUGUUCGCCCCCAUGUCCAAUGUAGUGGGUACAGCAAAGAUGUCUGAGAAAGGCAAGAGAAGUACCAAAACUAGCAAGAGAAAAUUCGAGUCCUCGCUGUUGCUGGAGGAUGCAGACUUUGCCUCAGCGUUGUGUGGAGGCCCGUCAUCACCUGCACACUCUUACAAGAAGAAGAAGAAAAAAAAGGCCAGCACAAGUCAAGCCGCUGAAUCCUACACCACUGACGGCUACGGCGAGUCUUCAUCAGCAGCAGCGACUCUGAUUGUGUGUCCGCUGUCAGUGCUCAGUAACUGGCUGGACCAGUUUGAGGAGCACGUGCGAGCCGACGUGAAGCUGAAAGUGUACAUGUACCACGGCCAAGACCGCAACAGGAGCACCAAGUUCCUCUCCUCUCAGGAUGUGGUGCUCACCACCUACAACGUCCUCGCCGCCGACUUUGCGAGCAAGAACAAGAGUCCCCUGCAUGAGAUCAAGUGGUUGCGGGUGGUGCUCGACGAAGGCCACGUGGUGCGGAACCCCAACACGCACAUGAGCAAGGCCGUGCUUGACCUCAGAGCUGAGCGCCGCUGGAUUCUGUCCGCUGUACUUUGCCGAGUAUUCUUUGACUUGCUAGACAGACAGCCACGUUCUGGAUUUUUCCACCUCGGCGGAGGCACGCCUAUCCAGAACAGUGUGAAGGACCUGUGGAUGCUGCUGGCCUUCCUGCGACUGAAGCCGUUCGACGUGAGGGAGUGGUGGAACCGAGUCAUCCAAAGGCCUGUGACCCACGGGGACAGGGCUGGUCUACAGAACCUUCAGACCCUGGUGAAAUGCAUCACUCUGCGGCGCACGAAGAGCAGCGAGGUGAACGGGCGCCCCCUGGUGACGCUGCCCGAGAAGAGCGUGUGCGUGGAGCAGGUGGAACUGAGCGCCUCCGAACGGGAGGAGUACGAGCUGGCGCGCAACGAGGGGCGACACAUCAUUAGCAGAUAUGUUGCAGAGGGGACGGUGUUGAGGAAUUACGCCGACGUCCUGGCUAUUUUGAUGAGGCUCCGACAGCACUGCUGCCACCCCGACCUGCUGGCAAAAACUUCCGCAGAUUCAGGCAUUGCGGCCACGCCCGCCGAGCUGCGAGAGCGCCUGAUCGAGAAGCUGCGCAUGGUGUUGGCCAGCGGCUCGGACGAGGAGUGUUCCGUGUGUCUGGACUCCGUCCGCCUGCCCGUCAUCACGCACUGCGCCCACGUCUACUGCCGGCCCUGCAUCGCCCAGGUCAUCGGCACGGAGCAGGAGAGCGCUCGCUGUCCCCUCUGUCGGAGCGACAUCAAGAUCAGCGAGCUGGUGGAGUUUCCGCAGGACGAGGCGGGGGAGGAGAGCGGUGGAAGUCCUGGGAAGUGGAGGACCAGCUCAAAGAUACAAGCUCUGAUGGGAAACCUGCUCAGGCUGCAACGGGAAGACAGCAGCAUCAAGUGUUUGGUCGUCUCGCAGUUCACUCGCUUCCUCACCGUACUGGAGACGCCCCUCAGGGAGCAAGGCUUCUGCUUCGUGCGCCUGGACGGCACCAUGAGCCAAAAGAAGCGCACCCAGGUGAUACAGGAGUUCCAGAGCACCGCCGCCAGCAGCCCCACCGUCAUGCUCCUGUCGCUCAAAGCCGGAGGGGUGGGGCUUAACUUGACGGCCGCAUCCCACGUCUUCCUCAUGGACCCGGCGUGGAACCCAGCCACGGAGGAGCAGUGUAUCGACCGCUGCUACCGUCUGGGUCAGAAGAGAAAAGUCUUUGUCACCAAGUUUAUCGUGAAGGACUCUGUGGAGGAGAACAUGGUGAAGAUCCAGAAGCAGAAGCAGGACCUGGUGGAGGCAGCGUUCGGCUCCAUCGGCACAGACCGGAAGACGUCGCGCAUCAACGACAUCAAGGCGCUGAUGGAGUUGUAGUUUUGUUUGUUUUGGGUUUUUUUUUUUUUUUUUUUACAACUUCUACGCAUUUUAAAUCUGUUUGGGAGUUCUUACGUUUGUGUUUUAGGAUCAAGCCUGCUCCAGUAAAUGUUUUUAUUUUUCCAUUCAUUAGGGCAGUGGGAUGGGCAACCUGUUCAUGGUAAAUGGCUUUUCGCUUGUACAGCGCUUUUCCACCUCCAAGGCACUAAAGUGCUUUGACACUGAUGACGCAGCAUGAGGGGCAGUGAUACAGGAGUUCAGUACUUGCCCAAGGACACUUGGACACGGUCACGGGAGGACGGCGGAUCGAACCCACAACCCUCAGGUUGGUAGACGACCACUCUACCACCUGAGCCAUGCCGCCAACAUGCCCAAUAACCCAACCUGCCAAUUACGGCCAGCGACAGCAACUCAUCACAUUAAUCUGCCAUGACAUUUCGGAAAACAAGCAAAACCUCACAUUUUUUUCAGAGCCUGGUAGGAAAAGGGUUGCCCAUCCCUGCUUUUGACACAUUUCAUCAAUUACUUUUUACACUCUGCCCUUCAGAACAAAUGUUGAGACCAAAUGAAACUUGUGUAUGGAUGUAGUAAAAUGACAUCUGUGUGUUUUACAUAAAUGUUGCUAGAUGAGACUUACUUUAUUCACCAUGACAGUCCAUUUGGAGAUCUUUAAGAAACCCCCCCGCACAAGAGGAUGCACUCGCGUGCUCAGAUAGUCGCUUUUGUUUCUUUUUGACAAGAUUCCAAAUGUUACAAAACAUCAUUGGAAAGACUUCAUCUCUUUUCAGGAACAAAAUAAUAAAUGAAAAAAACAACUAAUGUUUG
Molecule: messenger RNA, 4100 nt
Organism: Dunckerocampus dactyliophorus (ringed pipefish)
Lineage: Eukaryota; Metazoa; Chordata; Actinopteri; Syngnathiformes; Syngnathidae
Gene: hltf
Product: helicase-like transcription factor
Exons: 25
Coding region: 366-3275 (969 amino acids)
Molecular function (GO): nucleic acid binding; ATP-dependent chromatin remodeler activity; zinc ion binding
Source: RefSeq, a predicted model, not a curated record